UUAUUAUUUACAAUUAUUCAAAAACGACUAAAAAAAAAGUAAAAGUAAUUUGCAUUUCAAAUAUUUACAGGAUUAAAUAAGAUUUAUUUAAAGAUUAUAAAACAACUUCAUAUCACAUUAAGAAGUUAAAUAUGGUGGAGGCUCAUAGUAUUAAUGCUGAGCACAAGGAUUUAAUACAUGAUGUCGCAUUCGAUUAUUAUGGCGAGCGAAUGGCUACUUGUUCUACUGACCAGUUUGUUAAGGUAUGGGAUCAAGAUGAGCAGGGUAAUUGGAAUUUAACAGCUAGCUGGAAGGCCCAUAGCGGAUCAGUCUGGAAGGUAACAUGGGCUCAUCCAGAAUUCGGUCAAGUCUUAGCAACUUGUUCUUUUGAUCGAACUGCAGCUAUUUGGGAGGAAAUAAUCGGUGAAAGUAAUGAAGGAGGUACAUUAUUAAGGCAUUGGGUACGAAGAGCUAAUUUGGUAGACUCUCGUACAUCUGUUACUGAUGUAAAGUUUGGUCCAAAAUCGUUUGGAUUAAUAUUAGCAACUUGUUCAGCUGAUGGAGUGAUGCGAAUUUACGAAGCUCCAGAUGCGAUGAAUCUAGCUCAAUGGCCUUUACAACACGAGGUAUCGCUUAAAAUACCUAGCAGUUGUCUCACAUGGAAUCCUUUGCUUUCUAGUUUUAAAAUGCCAAAUGCAAUGAUAGCAGUUGGUAGUGAUGAAAACUCCAAUACUACAAACAGCAAAGUUUUCAUUUGUGAAUACAAUGAAGUCUCUCGUCGAUGGGCUAAGACGGAGUCAGUCUCAAGUGUCACUCACCCAGUUCAUGACAUGAUAUUUGCUCCAAAUUUAGGACGAUCAUAUCAUCUCUUAGCAAUAGCUACCAACAAUGUCCGCAUUUUAAAGCUCAAACCUAUUGCAGAUGCAACCAGUGGAUUUCCUUAUACAAUUCAAACCGCAAUGCAAUGUGAUGACCAUUAUUGUACAGUUUGGCGUGUCGCAUGGAAUAUUACCGGUACUGUUUUAGCGUCAUCUGGAGAUGAUGGAUGUGUUAGACUAUGGAAAUCCACAGUUGGUGAUUGGAAAUGUGUAGGAAUUUUAAAGCGUGAUGGCAAGUUACCUCAGUUGCAGUCAAAUGCAGCAAAGUCGACUACUCAAAAUAAUUUGACUAGAUUCUUUAAAUUAGGUCAAAUAACUCAUCCUAGCGAAGUCCACUGGCAUUAAGUAAUUUGUACUAAGCGACUUUGUUUUUAUUUAUUUAUUCAGUUUUUUUAUUAACUAUACCUGCGGCUGCAAAGACGAGGUAUGUCUAUAAAAAUUAGUUUUUUUUUUUUUAUGUAUACAUUCAAUACCUACAAUGAGGUUAUAACUUUAUAUUGUCUUUAAGUGUAAAUAUUUAUUUCUAGUUAAAAAAAAACAUUGUUUUAUUUUUUGGAGUAUUGUUACAUUUUGUAUCUGUUAGUAU
Adelges cooleyi (spruce gall adelgid) is the source of this 1443-nucleotide messenger RNA. It is a transcript of the gene Nup44A, whose product is annotated as nucleoporin SEH1. The coding region runs from base 132 to 1202 and encodes 356 amino acids. Gene Ontology annotation, biological process: cellular response to amino acid starvation; positive regulation of TORC1 signaling. The transcript is spliced from 6 exons. Gene Ontology annotation, cellular component: Seh1-associated complex; nuclear pore outer ring. The record is from RefSeq and is a predicted model, not a curated record. Lineage: Eukaryota; Metazoa; Arthropoda; Insecta; Hemiptera; Adelgidae. Gene Ontology annotation, molecular function: protein binding; structural molecule activity.